AACUUUACUAAGAUCUUAACUUCAAUGAAGACUGAAGACUUGGGCAUUAACUGCAGUGAGAGGCUCUGCAAUGAGAUGGACCUCAGCACCUGGGAGAACAUGGCAAAUGGGACAAGUGUGGAAGAAUUAAUCCUUCUUGGCUUCCCAGGCAUGUGGCAUUUCCGGGUCUCCCUUGCGGUGGUAUUUGCACUGAUGUACUCCCUGUCAGUAAUAGGCAGUGCAUCCAUCACAGCCCUUGUGUGGACAAACAGGAAACUCCAUACCCCGAUGGACUUUUUCCUCUGUAAUCUCUCCUUUCUGGAGAUCAGGUACACUACAGGUGUUGUUCCCAAAGCCAUAAGAGUCACGAUGGGAUCCAGACAGACUAUUUCCUUCAGUGUCUGCACGCUCCAGUUAUUUUUUCUUCUCUCCCUAGGCUCCACUGAAUGUUUUCUCCUGUCUGUCAUGGCCUAUGACUGCUACUUAGCCAUAUGCUACCCACUGAGAAACAGGUCCCUCAUGAACAGCGUACUCUCUGCUCAGCUGGCACUCAGCUCCUGGAUGGGAGUCUUUCUGGCCAUCUCACUGCUGGUCAUUUUGACAUCCAGGAUGAUGUUCUGUGGGCCAGAUGUCAUCAAUCAUUACCUCUGUGAUAUAGAUUCCUUCCUUGCCCUCUCCUGCAGUGACAUAUGGGCCGCAGAGCUGGCAACCUUCCUAGUAUCCAUAAUUGUUGUAGUGGCUUCCUGUGUGGUCACCCUUGUCUCCUAUAUAUACAUCAUCUCUUCCAUCCUGAGAAUUCAGUCAGCCCAUGGCCAAAAAGCCUUUUCCACUUGCUCAGCCCAUCUCAGUGUUGUCACAAUCUGGUACGGCUCCACUGUGUUCCUGUAUGUCAAGCCAUCAGUCCAGAAAUCCCUGGACCUGAACAUAAUUCGUAAUAUCUUUAACACAGUCAUAAAGCCUUUGCUGAAUCCUUUAAUUUACACACUCAGGAACAAAGAAGUGAAGCAAACUCUGGGGUGA
This is a messenger RNA of Eurypyga helias (sunbittern), 999 nucleotides long. Its product is annotated as olfactory receptor 6F1-like. Gene Ontology annotation, biological process: G protein-coupled receptor signaling pathway. The record is from RefSeq and is a predicted model, not a curated record. Lineage: Eukaryota; Metazoa; Chordata; Aves; Eurypygiformes; Eurypygidae. Gene Ontology annotation, cellular component: membrane. Gene Ontology annotation, molecular function: G protein-coupled receptor activity; olfactory receptor activity.